AUGGCGGCGCUGCCCGUGCCGCGCAAGCGGAGCGGCCCUGCGCUCUGCGGGGACAGCGGGGCUGCGGCCGCCCCGCCCGCGCUCCGGAGCGGCCUUCCCCCGCACAAGCGCCCCAAGAGCGCCGUGAUCGGGAUCGUGGAUCCCUUCGGGGACAGUGAUGACUUCACGGCGGACGAUUUGGAGCAGAUCGACAUCCUGGCCUCGCAGGCGCUGUCGCAGGAUCCGCCCGCGGGACACGCGUGGGGAGCUCCGGAGCUGCCCCGGGCCGGGCGGCAAGCAGGAAGCAGAGCAGAAGAUGGUCUGAUGAGAGAUACAUUCCAGUUUGAAGUGCUGCAGGCACAGCAUGAAGAAGUCAAACAGAAGCUGAAAGAAAUGCAGGAUGAAAUUCUCACUAAAAAUGGAGAAAUUAAAAUUCUGCGUGACUCAAUGCAGCAGAUGGAGUGUGCUAUGGAGGAACAGAAAAGAUCAUACCUGCUACUGGAACAGCAAAAAAUUCAGAUUUUAAGUGAGAAAGAAAAAGAGUUCUCCAAAAAGUUACAGUCCUUGCACUCCGAGCUGCAGUUCAAGGAUGCAGAAAUGAAUGAAUUAAGAACACGACUUCAGAACUGUGAAAGAAAUAAACACCUUUCUCAGGCAGUUCCAGCAACAAGCCCUAAAAAGAAUCUUGUGGUACAAGUGAAAUCAGAAGGAUGUUCUCCACAGCCAGGAAGAAGAUCUUUUCCUACAAAGGAAUCCUUUAAUGCUGAAAUGACCACCAGGCCAUCGUGUUCUUCAGGAAAUUUGAUGGCCUUGACUACUUCAAUCAAAGAAGACAGGAAGAUAACUCAUCCUGAAGACUCAUCCCUGAAGCAGCACAAAGCAACAGGAAAAAACAGUUCCUACAACUCUGUCCCCAGACGAAAUACACAAGGUUCUAUUUUGCUGAAUGCACUGAUGAAGCAGCCCAUUGUUCCCGGGUCAUUUCUAGGACUCUGCCACCUUCUCAGCAGCAACUCUGAGCCUCUACCUGGAGCUGUGUUGCCACCCAACUCUUUGGAUACGAAGCCCACACAACUCCCCAGCAGCAGGACAACUCAAGAAGGAAUUGCUCCUCUUGUAUCCCUACAAGAAGCUCAAAAACUGGCGAUAACAGGACUGAAUUUGAUUGCUCUAGAUGAAGGACUACCUGAGGGAAGCCCAGCAGAAGGCCAGGGAAGGCUCCUGCCCCUCACACAGAGCAGGAUCCAAGGUGCUGUCCAUCUCCUGCCCUUGGUGGAGCACCACCUUGGGGCCUUCUGCCAAGCAGAGCAGCUCAGGGACACACCAGGGAAUGGAGCUUGUGGGACACACCCAGCUGCUGCUUCCAGAGCCAGCACAAACACGGUGUCAAGCAAGGAGGACUUCAGGUCAUCCCUUGAAGAAACUGCUCUUGUAUCAUUGGGGAUCCUUUAUUAUUUGGUGUUCUACAGCUGGGAUGUUGUCCACACCUUGCUGUGUGCUGAAAUGGACAAAAGUUCUGCUGCUGGAGAUGAACAUGUUUCCAAGAUGGACAAAAACGGGUUGUGUGACAAUCAGUGUGACAAUAAAGAAGACAGCAGGACACAGGAUCCUCCCAAUACUGAUGGAGCUCAGCAUUCUUUGUUUAAAAAGCUGCUUCAGAUUUUAACUUUUUCUGCUGCAAGGGGCUCCCAGACUGACAAUAUCCUGAGCCAAAGCCUAAAGGUUUUGGUGAAAUUAGCUGAAAAUUCAACUAUGGACUUGUUAAUAAAUUUCCAGCACUUACUGAGUAGCCAGGUACUGCAGCGCUGCCUGCACCCCGAGACUCCUCUGCCUGCAGUGCUGCUCACUGUGAGACUCCUGUGUGCUCUUGCUCAGCACCACCUGCUGGUUGCUCAACUCUGUUCUCAUUCAGACACCUGCCUUCUCCUUGCACUCUACAUGUACAUAACAUCCAGACCAGAUAAAUCAGCACCUGAAAUGCUUUGGCUUCAGCUGGAGCAAGAGACAGUCAGGCUCCUGACACGCUGCAUGUGGUGCUCCAGACCAGCAGUUUUAUUUCCUGGCACAGACUGUCAGUGCAACCUUGAGGUGGUUAAGGCACUAAUUGUGAUGUUGCACAGACAGUGGAUGAAGAUUAGAUCUGAGACCAGCUUGUGUACACAUAAGGAACAAGUUAUUCAGUUUUUACGGGAUGCUGUUUUACUCUUGCACAGCUUGUCUCAGAAAGAUAAACUGUUCCAUGAACACUGUUUAGAAGUUCUCCAUCAAUAUGACCAAGCCAUGCCAGGUGUAAGAGCCGUUCUCAAAAAGACUGAAAAACUGAGUGCCUCUGAAGAGCUGAUUUUGGAUGAACUGUAUCCUCCUGAGCCAGAAGACCAAGGAACAGACUUUAGCUAGCCAAGAGGAAAGAUAUCUGUCCUUCUUCAACUGAAUCAACAUUGCCAAUGUAAAUGUGAACUUGGAAUCAUCCUUUUCAGUGAUAAUCUUGGAUUGCACUCACAGCACAACUAAGGUUUCUUUGCUGUAAUUAUUUCAGUGCUAUCUAAAUGUAGCUGAAAGCAAUUUUGAUGAGAGAGUGAUAGUGCAAACCCACUCAAUGGCUUAUGACUGGUUCUGGUUAAGAAUUUCAUAUGUAUGAAACUGCUGAGAAUGGAAUGGAAAUUUCUCUCUAUUCUCCAUUUUACUGUGACUACAGCUGAAUUUAUGAUGCUGAAUGUGCUGUUUGGCAUCAUUGCAUUCAUAUGAAAGUCUUCUGAACACACUUGUUUCUUCUGUACUGUACCACUUCCUUGUGUGACUUCCAGGAUUUUCAUAUUGCUCAUAUUAGUAAACAGUUUAUGGUGAUUUUAAAAACUCUUCUAGAAGUAACUUAAGAGAGGGCUUUGAAUUUCUUGCUGAGGAUUGGUCACCUGAGCUCAUUUAAUUUAAUGAAUCUGCUGAAAGUGUAAUUACUGAGAUGCCAAAAAAAUACUAGAGCUUACAUUUUAUAAUUCCCCUUAAAAGAAUAAGAUGAUACUGUUGAGGAGUGCAUCCUAGGCAAGAGCAGGACAUUUAAAUGUAUGCAGAAUGGCUGGGGCUUUGGUCAUAGUGAAGAUGAAGGAGCAUCUCAUUCCUAGGAUUCAGCACCAAAGAUUGGAGGAAGAGCUGCUGCCUCACCCUUUGAAGUGUGCAUGAUCCUCACUGUCACACGGGGCUGCAGGUCAUCAGCUGAGCCUUAGACUCUAAAAAGUGAAGUGUGAGUGGUACUGAGCCCACAGGUGUGUGUUUUUACAUGGGAGAGCUCUUUUCAAAUUUCAACAGGGACUUGGUAAAGAACAAGCCUGGAUCCAGGAACCAGGAGGACAAGAGACUGUACAAGAGUGAGAAGGAAGCUUUUGGAAUAUUGGGAGACCUUCUGUUCUCUGGUCAUGUCCAGAGAGGCUGUGACCUGCACUCCAGUGUGCUCAGCAAGCUCCUGGCUUGGCUCUUGCUUUGGAAGAGAACUUUCCUAGAAAUGCCUAUGCAGGAAAAACUGGGACGAUAAUCCAGCAUCUCCCAAGGGCCAAAGCUCCUUCCUCCCCCCACCCUGGGCUCAGCCUCCUCCUCUCUGAGCAGCAGCUGCACCAGGCAGGGCCAGGUCGUUUCUGUGAAACACAAGCUGCCAACUGCUCCUCUCAGUAACAGGUUUCAAGUGCCUUGUAACCUCUGGAAAACUGCCAUGUUCCUGUUGAAGUGCACCAAGGAAGGAUGCACAGGCACAAAGCAGCAAAGCAUUCCAAGUCUGUGUGUGCUUGCAUGGUCACAACCCUGGAACUGUCACCAGGCCCUGGACAAGACAAGCUGCAGAUGUUGGUGUGACAAAAAACAUUUGACUUGUCCAUGUAAAAUAAAUAAAUAUGCAAAUAAACA
Catharus ustulatus (Swainson's thrush) is the source of this 3867-nucleotide messenger RNA. It is a transcript of the gene ATRIP, whose product is annotated as ATR interacting protein. Lineage: Eukaryota; Metazoa; Chordata; Aves; Passeriformes; Turdidae. The transcript has 13 exons. Bases 1 to 2376 code for a protein of 791 amino acids. The record is from RefSeq and is a predicted model, not a curated record. Gene Ontology annotation, biological process: DNA repair; DNA damage checkpoint signaling.